AUGGCAUCGGCCAAAGCGCAGAUGGAUCAGCAGCGUCAGACAGUUUAUCUCUCCUUUGAGGAGGAACACCUUGGCGAGCCUCCUGAAGAUGAAGCCCUGGUCGAGACGACGCACGUCUUGCCCGGAAACCCCAUGAUUCUUCCUGAACUCGAGAACUCGCCAUUGAUUAAAAAGGUUAAAAAAAAACAUCGCGUUUGGAUUGUUCACGAGAAACCGAAUGUCUUGCGCAUAUCUAGUCGCACCGCGAAAAACCUCCGAGAAGGAGUGAGGGCCAUCAACGACGUUAUCCACGACAUGCGCUUGGAUCGCCAAAGGAUUUCAUGUCGUUUUCUGGUCCAAAAGCCCAUGGGCGGUGGCGACACGGACGGGUUGAUUUCUGUCAAACUGGACUCUCGACCGCAACUGAUGUCGGUCGGCGGCUCAGUCAAGGCUGACGUAUCGGAAACAGCUUCCGACAUUAUGGGACAGCUCCAGGACGUUUUCCUCCCCACUACCGACGUGCUGAGAGCCCUGAAGCAGGAUUUGCACAUGCGCGUCGUCUUUGGCCAUGUAAUUGUUCAUCGACGAAAGAAGACGCAAGGGGACAGCAUGACAUACGGCGAGUUUGCUGACAUGGCCGGCAAGUACGGCUCCAGGGGAGGAGCCGAUCUGGAAACAAAGCUGCAUGAUCCCGGACUGGCUCUGGCGACUAUACGUCACCUGCUGGAUCCCGCGACGGAGUUUUACAGCGGUCUCGAAGAACACGUGACUGUUAAUGGCGAGAUACUUUUCGAGGUAAAAGGGCAGCACCUCGUCGCAGAUGUUGAAACCGCCCCGAGAAAACCGGUUAGCUUGGCAAAUAUCCGCCUAUGGGAGCCAGAACGAUGGCCACCGCUCCGGUGGAUGGUUUUUGCCCCCGACAGAAAAUACGACUGGGGUCUCUGGGUUGAUGCCGGGCAAACCGUCCGGCCAGUGCCAGCUCCAAUGCUGGACCUGAUUCGCAGAACAACGGUAGAGGUGGAAGAAGCGCACCAAGACUCAGCAGCCGAGCACUUGAAGAAACAGCUAAAGAUUCGGGUGGGAAAUGCCGCGGCCUUGGCAAAGACGAUGCAGGUUGACCAAGUUCACCUGAAAUCAUCCGUCGGGAUACGUUUUCGAGACAGUUGCUACGAAGUAGAAGUCAGCAAGAACAGCGUAUGGCAGGGCAUCAACACGCAAGAUGGGCCGCAGAUCUCGUUUAGCAUAGGUCUGCGCGGAAUCCAUUGGGCGGGUGAGGUGAACAACACCAGAUCGAAUGACCACAAGAAGUACUGGGGUUUGAAUCAGAGAGACCUCUGGCGCGGCUCGGCACCUACUGCAGAGGGGCAAUUCCGCGAAUUUCUUUGUCACGUCCUGGAGGUCCUGUCGGCUAUUGAAGGCACCGAGACGGCUUGA
Molecule: messenger RNA, 1413 nt
Organism: Ustilaginoidea virens
Lineage: Eukaryota; Fungi; Ascomycota; Sordariomycetes; Hypocreales; Clavicipitaceae
Exons: 4
Coding region: 1-1413 (470 amino acids)
Source: RefSeq, a predicted model, not a curated record